CCCUCCAUCCCAGUCAGCCGCCCGCUCUGGCUGGUGUAGUGUCAUUCCCUCCCUACAGCUGAGGGAGCUUCUGUCUUCUGUUAACACAGCGCUCCUCAUCCCCCCUCCCUCCCCCUUCUCUCUCUGUGUUGUCCGCUCGGAGGGCUUUCCUUGGAGCGCCACAGCCUUUAUCCCACUCCCGUCCAGUGAGCCGUGAUCGGCUCCUUCAGAGCAACUUCUGCCUCCCUCGCUCAUCCUUCUUCUCUUGGUUUGCUAUGUCGGCAGAUUUUUCUCUUUUGCUUUUCUUUUUCUUCGUUGACCCCUGGCUUCUAAAGGGGUAACCACAGAGUGACGUCUCGUUUUGGAGUAGUAUUGUACCCUGGUUUGCGUGUGUGUGAAUGAGAGUGUUUCAGCCUGCUUAAAUGCCUGAGCACGAGUGUGAGGGAGAUUGUGUGUGUGUGUGUGUGUGAGAGAGAGAGAGAGAGUAUUUGCUGUAAGAGUGCGCAUGUGCCGUGAUUGACCGCGCACUGUGUGUGUGCCAGUAUAUACGCUUUUGCGGGGGCAUGCCGGGUCGGAGUGUGUGUCUCAGACAGUGUGUGUGUUCACGUCACUCUGUGACUGCUGUGGUGCAUCUCUGGGGGGAGGAGGAGGAUAGGAUAUGAGCGGGCCUGGGCAGUGCUAGAGGGCCAUGCAGACUCUGAGCAGGCUGCAGACCUGUGGCGCUCGUACGAUGAUGGCCAUGGUCCGCACCUCCCUUCAGAAAGUGGUGGUCUUCCUACACAGGCUCCAGAGAAUGGCCAUCUCAUCCCCACGUUAUCACAAACUCUGCAAGGAUAUCCAGGCAGAGAUCGAUGCCCAUAAUGAUAUCUAUAAGAGUGUGGACGGGAAUAAACCCAAGAUGGUCAAGUCCCUGGGGACGUCUGAGGAGGCAGUGUUUCUGCAGCACCGACUGGACGACAUGAACCAGCGCUGGAGUGACCUCAAGACCAAAUCUGCCAACAUACGGGCUCACCUGGAGGCGAGUGCGGAGCGUUGGAGUCGUCUUCAGAGCCUGCUGGAGGAGCUGUGGAGGUGGAUCUGUCUGAAGGAGAAGGAACUGGCCAAACAGAUGCCCAUAGGAGGAGAUGUCCCCACCCUGCUGCAGCAGCACAACCACUGCAAGGUGUUGCGGUCGGAGCUGAAGGACCGCGAGCAUGUUGUUGCCAAUACACUGGACCAGGCACACACAUUCCUGGCUGACCAGCCCAUCGAGGGGCCGGGAGAACCAUGCAAGAACCUACAGACCAAAACAGACCUGACUCCAGAGGAGAAGGCGCAGGGUGUGGCCAGGGCCAUCAGGAAGCAGACAGCGGAGGUGCAGGAGCGUUGGGAGCGUCUGCAGGACCACGCUGGUGGAUGGCAGAGUCAGGUAGAAAGGGCAUUUGAGAGGCUACAAGAGCUCCAGAGCAACAUGAACCAGCUGGACCUGCGGCUAGCCAGGGCAGAAGAGACCAAGGCUGGCUGGCAGCCUGUAGGAGACCUGCUCAUAGACUCACUGCAGGAACACAUAGAGAAGACCACGGCUUUCAAGGAAGCGAUGGCCCCUUUGAGGCAGGACGUGAAUGUGGUGAAUGAGCUGUCUGGUGAACUAGCUCCUCUGGAUGUGCAGCUGUCCUCCACCUCCUCCAGGCAACUGGAUGACCUCAACAUGCACUGGAAACUACUACAGGUGGCCAUUGAAGAGAGACUAAAGGUCCUUCAGGAAGCCCACAGAGACUUUGGCCCUUCCUCCCAGCUCUUCCUAUCCACCUCUGUGCAGCUCCCGUGGCAGAGGGCGCUCUCUCAGAAUAAGGUUCCGUACUACAUCAACCACCAGACUCAGACUACCUGCUGGGACCAUCCAAAGAUGACAGAGCUCUACCAAUCGCUUGCCGACCUAAACAACGUAAGAUUUUCCGCUUACAGAACAGCCAUGAAAAUCCGCAGGCUACAGAAAGCACUAUGCUUGGACCUGUUGGACCUGAAGGUGGCCCAGAGCACCUUUGAACAACACAAGCUUACCCAGAAUGCCCAGCUGCUGACAGUGCCUGAUGUGAUCAACUGUCUGACAUCCAUUUAUGACGGGCUGGAGCAGCAGCACAAGGACCUCGUCAAUGUUCCGCUGUGUGUCGACAUGUGUCUCAACUGGCUGCUAAAUGUCUAUGACACUGGACGCAGUGGGAAGAUUCGUGUCCUGUCCAUGAAGAUAGGAUUGCUCUCGCUCUCCAAGGGCCAUUUGGAGGAGAAAUACAAAUACCUGUUCAGUCAGGUUGCAUCGUCAGGGGAUAAGUGUGACCAGAGACAGCUGGGUCUGUUGCUCCAUGACGCUAUCCAGAUACCACGGCAACUAGGAGAGGUCGCCGCCUUCGGAGGGAGCAACAUCGAACCCAGUGUCCGGAGCUGCUUCCAACACGUGACCAAUAAGGUGGAGCUGGAGCCCAGGCAGUUUGUUGAUUGGAUGAGACUGGAGCCCCAGUCUGUGGUGUGGCUUCCUGUGCUACAUAGAGUGGCGGCUGCUGAGACCGCCAAGCACCAGGCCAAGUGUAACAUCUGUAAAGAGUGUCCCAUUGUAGGGUUCAGGUAUCGCAGUCUGAAGCACUUUAACUAUGAUGUGUGUCAGAGCUGCUUCUUCUCUGGACGAACCGCCAAGGGCCACAAGCUCAACUACCCCAUGGUGGAGUACUGCACGCCGACCACGUCAGGUGAGGACAUGCGUGAUUUCACCAAGGUGCUGAAAAACAAGUUCCGCUCCAAGAAGUACUUUGCCAAGCACCCCCGUUUGGGCUAUUUACCAGUCCAGACUGUUCUUGAUGGAGACAGUAUGGAGAUUCCCGUCACUCUCAUCAGCAUGUGUCCGGAGCAGUAUGAACUGGCUCAGAUGGAACGCUCCAAUGGUUCUCUGCCCACUGACAGCAGCUCAACUACAGGAAGCAUGGAUGAUGAGCAUGCUAUGAUCCUGCAGUACUGCCAGAACCUAGGGGGGGAGGUGUCUCCCUGCAGCCAGCCCCAGAGCCCUGCCCAGAUCCUACAGGCCGUGGAGAGAGAGGAGCGGGGAGAGCUGGAGCGAAUCAUCCAGCGUCUGGAGGACGAGCAGUGGACCCUGCAGAGGGAGUAUGAGCAGCUGAAGGAGCAGCAUGGGGGUCAGUGGGGGCCUGGUUCUGUGGGGCUCUGGGACCCUGAGGGGUCAUCUCACCCCAGGGGUCCUGAUGAGGCUGACCUGCUGGCUGAGGCCAAACUGCUCCGGCAGCACAAGGGCCGUCUGGAGGCCCGCAUGCACAUACUGGAGGAGCACAACAAACAGCUGGAGUCCCAGCUCCACCGGCUCAGACAGCUACUGCACCAGGUGGGGAACACAUAGAGGGACACAUACAGUAUACGCACACACGGACACACACCAACUCAGACAGCUUGUUAGUGCAAUAUGUGUGUUGAUAACACACACAGAGAGACAAACAUGCAUGAUUUUUUUUAGGUGUGUGGAAAUAAAAUCUCUCCAACCAAACAGAGUCAAUCAGAGCAGAUAAACGGCAGGCAGGUAGGUUUUGACCCAGGUCCCUGGAGCUGAAAGAUGAGAGGCAAAGCAUUAAGUAACCUCAGCCUGGGGGAGAAAAAGUGACUCGGCUGAUUUUGAGGGGAUUAGGGGCUCAUUGAAACCUUGCAAGACACACACUCACAAACACACACUCACACUCAUGCACACACACACCACACACACCACAGCCCGGUAUCUUACACAAACAUGAACAUCCAAGCAUAGACACAUCCAUGCAUACACAGAGUCCUCAGAUAUCCAGAUCCUGACUCAGCCACAAUGAACAUUAUUUUUAUUUUUUUAACUUUAUUUUUUCAAACUGUUGUUUGAACGAGAUUAUAAAUCAUUCAAAAGAUAUACUAAGUCGUUCAAAUGAGAUUUAUUUAAAAAAUGUGCCUUCUGUAGUUCUCUGACAUUCACAGAAUAUGUCACGGCUUCCGCCGAAGUUGAUUCCUCUCCUUGUUCGGGCGGCGUUUGGCGGUCGGCAUCGUCUGGUUUUCUAGCCGUCAUUGAUCCAUUUUUCAUUUGUUCUGUCUCGUCUUCCCACACACCUGGUUUCAAUUCCAUUAUUACAUGUUGUGUAUUUAACUCUGUUACCCCCCCAUGUCCCUGUUCGGAAUUGUUUAUUGUAAGUGCUUGUGCACGUUAUUUCUGGUGUGCGAUGGGUUUUGUACCCAUUGUAUUGAUUGUUUUGUUUACGGUGAUUUUUAUUAUUAAACUGCGCCGUUGUAACACAGUUUUUGCUCUCCUGCGCCUGACUUCUCUGCCAACAGUGCGCACCCCUUACAGAAUAAAUGUUCAUUAAUCUUUUCAGCUCAUCAUUGUCAGUUUAUGGCUAACCAAAUGUGUCUGGAUCUCUGAAGUGAGGCAUAAGAUAGAUGUUCCUAAUUGACAGGAAACAUUUGAAAAUGUAUUCAUUUUUUGGUUGCAGAAAUGCCUUCUUGAAUCUUAAUAACAAACUCAUAGGUGAUCUGUAAAUAUGAAUAAGUAAUAAUAAUUACGGAGGAUUCUUCCUUGCUACACUUGAUUGGCUAAGACAAUGGUGGGGCUGGUCAUGCUGAGAAAUGAAUCCGUAUUGGUCUGCCAUUCCACAGGCUACUGUCUAACAGAAUGACUUUGAUAGGGGUGGGGGCCAAAGAAGAUCUGAAUUCCUCACGAGGGGCCGCAGUGGCUCACAGGGUCUGCGUACCCACAUCCAUACCCGCACAAGCAGUCAGAGCUGGCCCUAGCCUUUUGGGGGAACCCUCACCUUGCAAGCAAAACAAUUUAAACAAAACAGCUGAGAAAUUCUAAUCAUUUUUCCAAGGGGCUGAGAGAAAAUGCAGUUUUACAGCAAAUUUGUGAAAUGAAAUUCUACUAAUUUUACCAUAGUGUGGAGAGAAAUACUUUUACAUGUGAAAUAAGUUUUAAAUGUGAUGUGAGUGAGAGUGACAAAAACAAAUGAUGGCCCAACAGUCGGAAAUUUGACCAUGAUUACUACAAGUUAGAUAGCUAGCUAGCUAAAAAAUGUUAUGAGUGACAUGAGUUAAUUGAGUGACAGUCAGUGACUGACAUAACGAGAUAAACUGCGUAUGCACAACCACAUUUUGAAAAUGCUAAUUGAGUAUUCAUUAUACCAUUUUCAACUCUCAACAGUUGGGACACCGACGGAGUUCCGCAUUUUUGAUUAUUAUAUUUGUGUGUGGGGGGCAGGGUUGACCAUGCGGGCUGCCAGUUGCCCGUCCCUGGUCUACACUAUGAUUUGUUGGCUUUUACCAAUGUAUCUUUAGUAUUAAAAUGUUACUGAAACAUUGAUCUGACUGCUAUACUGUAUUUCACAUACAACUCUAUCUCAUGUGGCAUACUGUAAUGAAUCACUUAUAGUAGAUAGUAACAAAAUAGGUUGAUUUGAUAAAAUUGGUCAGGCAAUGUCUGGUUGUGAAGCUGAAUCAUAAUAGUAUAAUUACAACAGACCCAUUACAUCCUCUGCCUCCUUGAAUCCCAUGUAGACUCCUGACGGUGAGGGAUAUUUGCGCCGAAUCGCACAAACUACACAUGCAGGCAAGACUCUUCUUUUCCCUCAUCCCAGUCUCGCUCCCUUCAGUGCCCACUCCAACACCAGUCGAUAUCCAACCAGCCUGUAUUGACUACGAACAAAUAUAAGUUAUUUGUGAAUAGCUAAAUAUUAUAAAAAUGUUAUUAAAUCUAAUAACAAGAAACAAUUUGAUUUGAGUGCAAUUAUAAAGCACAAGUUAUCAAUAGAUUAUCUUCUUUAGAUUUUGUUACUUUGUGCUGGGACAAGCAAGAAUAAUGUCACUUAUUUGAUAGACAGGUGUCCGUUCAGUCCAGCAGGUAUGAGCUGCUUCUUCCAGUUUUAUUUUUAACUCCAGGAUUGAUGAGCGCAGAAAAGUCUUCGAGGUUUGUUACACAAUCUCUGGGUGUGCUGCUCUCUUUGCUGUAGAUAUCAAGCCCCCCAAUCUAUGGCAUAACAAGUCCCACUCUGUGCAGCACAAACACUCAUCGUUGGUUGCCAUGGGUUGACAAGCCCCGCAGUUGCACCACCACUCCCCCUCAGACCUGCUCCUGGUAGCUCGGCUACAGGCUCCGUUGAUUCAGCCUCAUUCUGUGUUGCUCAGCGUCGAAUAAAUAUGGCUCUGUAUAAAAAAAAGAUAUCUCAAAGUCCGACAUGAUUUAUCAAAAUGUUAUGAUGAUUUGCCAAUACGAAGAAAGCUAGCUACUUUAGCUGCUACAGUACGCAACAGCUGGCUGUCUCCUGGGAGUUUUGUUUACAAAACCCCAGCAAGCCUUGCAGGAAGAGAGCGCAGGCAGAACACAAAGUAGUCCGUAAAUGAGGAAGUUGAUAGAAUCUUAUUUCUUAAAUUAUCAGCACAGUUAACUGGUGUUUAAAAUAUUGAUAGCUAUGUAUAGCUUUGUAAGACCUUAAAUGACAAACCACCCAGUUUAGGAGUAGUAAGAAGAGGAGAAGCUGUGCUAAUGAUAUGCUACCUUCAACUUCCUUCAAAUUGCACACAGAGACAUAAAAAUGGAUCCAUGAUUUCGGCUGUAGGAAAUUACCCAAAAUACCAAUGUAGGCCUCUAAAUCCGAAUCAAUUGUAAUAAACGCUAAACAAAAAAUAAGAUAUUUUGUACUGCAUGUUCAGGUUUUAUUAGAGAGCUCUGUGUAGUCAGUGCAAUUUUCAGUGAACCCUACAGACAUUGUGUGAAUGCUCUGGAGAGGUUUCCAUCACGUUAACCUUUAAUACCGCUGGGGACUGAAUAGGAGUUAGGAGACGAGCCAGAGAUUGUACAGACAGGGAGAGAGGAGAGGAGCGAGGGAUGGUAUAGACAGGCAGGCUAAUUUGAUUGUCUCUGGAAAGCUAAGGGGCAUAUUGGACUAGAUAAUAAAUGUCAGUGGAUAUCAGGUGCCCUGUUCUGUGUGCGUGCGUGUUCAUACAUGCUUUUACUGCAUUGAUGAACUGUCAAGUUUGCUUGAAGAUCCUUAAAAACAUGUUGAGUAUGCUGUCUUACAGUAUUAACUUUGUUUAUCCAUUUUAUUGGUAUUAUGUCUCUCUCUCUUUUUCAUGGUAACUGAAAUACCUUAGCCAAGUACACAACAUGGAUUCACAGAAGUUUCUAAGCCGGUUCCCCAUGAAAUAAUUAUACUUUUUCAUGACUAAAAGUCAUCGAAUUAAACUAACAAGACUCCAAACCCUUAGACAUUUAGCGGAACUCAAAGACAUGGAGUGACGGUGUUUGACACAAAUUGGGACAGGGCAAUAGACACAUGUAAAUAUUACUACACUUGAUGACAUAUUUGAUCCCAGCCACAUCGUGUCACACUGUGUGGUAUUUCCUUGUAUGUGACUGAUGAUUUCUUUGCAGAGCAAUAUUUUGUUUGAUGCCUCCACAAGUGAAGUAUGCCACUAUAAAUAAUGAAGAGUGAGGACUCCAUGUUUUAGUAAUGAUGCUUGUCCUUGUCUCUCUCCAUCCCUGUUCUUUACUUUUCUUUCUGACUUUGU
Molecule: messenger RNA, 7527 nt
Organism: Oncorhynchus kisutch (coho salmon)
Lineage: Eukaryota; Metazoa; Chordata; Actinopteri; Salmoniformes; Salmonidae
Product: utrophin-like
Exons: 20
Coding region: 668-3355 (895 amino acids)
Biological process (GO): synaptic signaling
Cellular component (GO): plasma membrane
Molecular function (GO): protein binding; zinc ion binding
Source: RefSeq, a predicted model, not a curated record